Molecule: messenger RNA, 1404 nt
Organism: Actinia tenebrosa (Australian red waratah sea anemone)
Lineage: Eukaryota; Metazoa; Cnidaria; Anthozoa; Actiniaria; Actiniidae
Product: lactadherin
Source: RefSeq, a predicted model, not a curated record
GUUUGCUUUGAUACGAAUCCUUUCGUUCAGUUCUUAGAGCUUAUAGUUAGACGUUGCAAGGAAAAUAUAUUGGGAAAUGCUUGCUAAAGCGAAUCAGUGGAAAUAUUAGUGAAACACCUUGAUGUUUAACUACCGAACUACUUCUGGUAAAACGCUUACGGGUUUGUAGAGUCUGCUCCUAUCACACGAUAACCUGGCAUCUUCUUCACUAAAUAUCAAUAACAGAUCGUUGCCGAGAUAAUCUAACAAAUGUAAUGCAGUACGUUGUUUUUGGGAUUCUCCUAACAAGCCUCCUGACUGGUCAGAUAAUUCUCGACCCAGUGAUCUCACACCGACUGCAUCAUGGAUGCCAGAACGUUAGUUCAGUAGCCAAUUACAAGCUAGAAGGUCACGUGUUUGAUACCAUAUAUGGUAAAAACUUUGAAACAUGCGUUAUAUCAUGCGAGGACGACAAACGAUGUCUCAGUCUCAACUACAAGCACGUGACAAGAGCGUGUGAAUUGAACACGAGAAGUAAAUCAACCAAUCCCUGUGAUCUGGUACCACGUGAUGGUGUGGUUUAUAUGGACAGUUUGAAACAUUACACAAAGGACGCAUGCGCACUGUUCCCUUGUAAGAAUGGUGUCACGUGCUUGGUGACGUCAUGUUGCCGUGGUUUCAAGUGUGACUGUGGGGUUUUUUACACAGGUGAAUUCUGUGAAGAUUGCACCUUGCUUGGCGAACCUCUUGGGAUGAAAAGUAAGGCCAUUCCCGAUGCAGCACUGCAAGCCUCAUCUUAUCGCCCGGGAUAUCCACCAUCUAAUGGUCGCCUUGACGACGAUAAGGGCUGGAUCUCUUCCUCAAAUGACGUCAUGUCUCCUUAUUUUCAAGUUAAUUUAAAAGAAACCAAGAGUAUAUCUCGUGUUUGUCUUCAAGGGACAAACAUUUCGAGCUUUCCUAAUGGAGGCGCGUGGAUUAAACAGCUAUAUUUUUCCUUCAGCUUGGAUGGUAGUAACUGGACAGAUUACAUCACACAGGACGGACAUAAGCAUCUUCAAGGUUGCACCACAGUGGAGGGCAAGAAAUUCUUUAACUUCACAAACCCGAUGCAAGCAAAAUACGUCCAGAUCAGACCAGUAACGUGGGAACAGUUUCCAGCACUCAGGAUGGAGUUGUAUGGAUGUGAAGCAAACCUGAAAACAAAUAAAUAGAGUAUCUCUUGAUCAAGAGAGCGGACAACAAUGCUCCUUGGAGCUGAAUGUCAAAAGCGUCAACUCUCUUUCCAAAUAGUAUUAACUUAUUAUUAUUACGUAGACGGAUGUCGUUGUAAUAAAUGUAGGACAUAUCACGUGACCUGUAUCAUGUAACAUUCUAGUUAUAUUAAUUUCUUAUUUUAAAGUCAUUUUCGAUUUUGCAUCUGCUGAU